Messenger RNA from Rosa rugosa (rugosa rose), 3450 nucleotides. RefSeq names its product probable receptor-like protein kinase At5g61350. Gene Ontology annotation, molecular function: transmembrane receptor protein tyrosine kinase activity; ATP binding. Gene Ontology annotation, cellular component: plasmodesma; plasma membrane. Lineage: Eukaryota; Viridiplantae; Streptophyta; Magnoliopsida; Rosales; Rosaceae. Gene Ontology annotation, biological process: protein autophosphorylation. The record is from RefSeq and is a predicted model, not a curated record. The transcript has a single exon. Bases 571 to 3246 code for a protein of 891 amino acids.
CAAACGUAAUAAUCCGAAUCUUUUUAUAGAUUAAUUACAAAAAAAUCCUCCAAAUUCAAUUUAAUACCCUACUAUCAAUUUUAUCGUUUUUAUUUGUUAUUUUCAUAUGUUUAUAUUCAAAACUUUCAACACAUAUUAUGUUAGUGUCCAAAACAACGUCGUUGUUAACAGACCAAGAGAUUAUUAGCAUAAAUAAAAUGAGCAUUUUUUUUUCAGUCGCUUGGAAGGUUCAACGCAUUACUCGCUGUACUCCCAACUUCUCUCUGUUUGUUUUACCAAUUCUAUCACAAACUCGAACUAACAAAACCAAAGAACAUUCAUCUCUGCACGUUUUGGCUCUGCUUGCUUCCAACAACCUAAAUCUUCAUCUUCUUCCUCCUCUAUCUCAACCAUUUUUAUACACCAAAACCCACCUUCAGUCUCUCCUCCACAACCCCCUCAUCUGAGUUAAACCGCCGCAUUAUUGAUCAUACUGCCAAUUCCUUGGCUAUGAUCAUUAAUGCUCCUCCAUCACCUCUGCCAUAGACGCUGCCUCGAGAUAUAUACUAGACUAACCACAUUGUAUAGAUAAUGGGGAGAGUGACAAAUGGUGCAUCAUCAAAUGUUCCUUUACAGCUCUCCCCCCUCUCCUUUCUUUUCCUUCUCUUCCUUUUCACAUUCUUCAGCAAUCUCAUAAACAAUGUCUCCGCCAAAGGCCAUGCCAAUUCUUCGGCUACAUUGACAUUCACACCUUCUGAUAACUUCCUCAUCGACUGUGGCGCUCCGCAAGAAGCCAAGCUCCCUGAUGGCAGGACAUUCAAAUCAGACCGCGAAACGGCUGACCUCUUGUCCACAAAUGAGGACUUUAAGGCUUCAGCUGACUCCAUCAAUGCCAAUGUCUCUUCAUCUGUUCCACCGGAUGCAAUAGUUCUAUUUAAAACGGCGAGGAUCUUCUCCGAGGAAUCCAUGUAUACAUUCCACAUUAACAAGCCCGGCCGCCAUUGGAUUCGCCUCUACUUCUAUCCUCUCCCACACCAGACAUACAACCUUUCCGACGCAGUUUUCUCAGUGGACACAGACAAGUAUGUUCUCUUGCAUGACUUUUCUGCCUCGGACAAAGCCACAUUGGUGUUCAAAGAAUACCUUCUCAAUGUCUCUGACAACAGAUUCUCUCUCCAUUUCCGACCAAAGAAGCACUCCUUUGCUUUUGUCAAUGCCAUUGAGGUUGUCUCUGCUCCAGACUCUAUUUUCAAUGACUCUGCCACCACUGUUCCCGUAGCCGGAGACUUCAGCGGCUUGCAAAACUACGCUUUCCAAGUCCGGUACCGGCUAAAUGUGGGAGGGCCAUUGGUAUCACCUCAAAAUGACACAUUGUCAAGGACUUGGGAGCCAGACACUCCAUACAAUGCAUUUCCUCAGGGCUCUCAAAACGUGUCAGUUGCUCCGAAAAUCGUCAAGUAUCUGAAGAGAGGAGAUGCCUCCUUGAUUGCCCCGAAUUCGGUCUAUGCAACUGCUCAGCACAUGCAGGAUUCUUUCACAAGCAACCAGAAUUUCAACCUCAGUUGGAAGCUUAGUGUUGAGGAGGACUUUUCCUACUUGAUCAGGUUACAUUUCUGCGACAUUGUGAGCAAGACCCUUGAUAACUUGUACUUCAAUGUAUACAUUAAUGGCAUGAUGGCUGUCUCCAAUCUUGAUCUCUCUUCACUCACCGGCGCGCUAUCCACUGCUUUUUACAAAGAUUUCGUGCUCAAUUCCACAGCGGUCUCCACCUCAAAUAACACCAUCAACAUUCAGAUUGGUCCUGGCACUACUCAGUCCGGGACUCAUGAUGGACUGCUUAAUGGAGUGGAGGUCUUGAAAUUGAGCAAUGUAGCAGAAAGCUUGGAUGGAUUUUUCGCCGUUGAUGGGAAGUACAAGGGUCCGGUGAAAUCAUCAAACAAAAUGAAGAUAGUUGCGGGUGUGGGAUUGGGAAUGGGAGUGACGGCAAUGUUCUUAGUUGGCGUUGUUUAUAUAAGGUGGAAAAGGAGACCUCAAGGUUGGGAAAAGAAAGAUAGCUUCUCAUCAUGGUUGCUUCCUAUACAUUCCGGUAACUCUAGCUUGUUCUCCAAGUCAAGUAAGUGUACUUCUAGAAGAUCAAGCAGCAUUUUCGGCUCACGCAAGAGCAAGAGUUACUCAACUUAUUUUUCUUCCACUUGCUACGGCCGGUCCUUCACUUUCGCUGAGUUACAAGCUGCAACUCAAAAUUGGGAUGAGAAGGAGGUGAUCGGUGUUGGGGGGUUCGGGAAAGUGUACCUUGGGGUGUUGGAAGAUGGUACUAAGCUUGCUAUCAAACGAGGGAACCCGAACUCUGAGCAAGGUAUUAAUGAGUUCAGAACAGAAAUGGACAUGCUCUCCAAGCUAAGACAUCGCCACCUUGUUUCACUGAUUGGAUUCUGUGAUGAGAAUAAUGAGAUGAUACUAGUGUAUGAGUACAUGGCUAAUGGACCCCUUCGAGACCACCUCUAUGGCUCGAACCUGCUUCCAUUGUCAUGGAAGCAAAGGCUCGAGGUUUGCAUUGGCGCUGCUCGUGGUUUGCAUUAUCUGCAUACUGGUGCAGCACAAGGCAUUAUCCAUCGUGAUGUCAAGACGACGAAUAUCCUCCUGGAUGAGAAUUUCGUUGCAAAAGUAGCUGACUUUGGACUGUCAAAAGCUGCUCCAUCGUUGGAACAAACCCAUGUCAGCACAGCCGUGAAGGGAAGUUUUGGUUAUCUUGAUCCUGAGUACUUCAGGAGGCAGCAGCUUACUGAGAAAUCCGAUGUGUAUUCCUUCGGCGUGGUUCUUUUUGAGGCAUUAUGUGCAAGGCCUGUUAUAUGCCCCACUCUACCAAGAGAGCAGGUGAGUUUGGCCGAGUGGGCAAUGCAAUGGCACAGGAAGGGCAUGAUUGAGAAGAUUGUUGACCCUCAAAUCGCUAGCUCCAUUAACACUGGUUCGCUGAAGAAGUAUGUAGAAGCUGCAGAGAAAUGCCUUGCGGAGUAUGGUGUGGAUAGGCCUGGCAUGGGAGAUGUGUUGUGGAACUUGGAGUAUGCUUUGCAGCUUCAAGAGACAGCCUCGCAGAUUGAUACUCGAGAAGACAAUACUUCGAGUCUCAUUUCUUUGGAUAAAGCAAGUGAGAAAGAUGACACAAACUCAAAGGAUGGCUCUGCACUUGGUGGUGCAGUGAGCGAGGAUUCUGUAGUCACAGCUGGUGGUUCUCCUUUGUUUGAUAAAGGGAAUGUCCAGGGGAGGUAACCGGGCACUUUUCCGAAUACACUAAAACUUUUUAAUUUUCUGGGGUUGGAGUUCUUUGCUCUCUGCAUUAGUUGUGUGAUUGAUUCAGUUAUGUUUAUGUACUACGUUCCCAGCUUUCUAAUUAGCUUGUAGAUAGGCCCUCUUGGUUGUUUAUAACCCUUCGGAUUGAGUUUUCAAUAGCAUUGUCUUGUGUUUUUGUACUUC